AUGCUAUCAUUAGUUGUUUCGUUGGCAGUUGGACACCUUGUAUCAGCAUUGUUUAUAGACACUUCAAACUACCUGCCAUACCCACCAUCGUCGGAUGAACCAUUAAUAUACCACAAUUCCACAACCACAGACGCAACAAAGCAAGCAUACAAAAGGCAUCCGUUUUCGCUUCAAUAUAAUAAACUUUACGGCAAGCAAGUGGUUUCGUGUAUGCAGCAAGUAGAAGCUUUGUUAUUGAAUGAACUGGGAGACUGUUUACUGCCAAUUUCGGCUGCUGCUGCUGCUGUAUCAUUCAACUCCACCAAGGUCGAGGAUUUCGAUUGCCAAUGCCUAUUUAUGAAGUAUGUUGAUGAGGACUGUUUUGAUACGGGCUUAAAUGACAACGGAUUAUGGGAUUUGGAGAAGUUGGACUACCCCCAGUGCAAGUUCAGCGCGUAA
Lodderomyces theae is the source of this 438-nucleotide messenger RNA. RefSeq lists its product as uncharacterized. Lineage: Eukaryota; Fungi; Ascomycota; Pichiomycetes; Serinales; Debaryomycetaceae. The coding region runs from base 1 to 438 and encodes 145 amino acids. The record is from RefSeq and is a predicted model, not a curated record. The transcript has a single exon.